GGAGUGUUGAUGAUGGAGAGCAAAGCGGCUGGCCUCAACUCAAACAGUGGUCUUCUUCUGUGACGAGAUAUGAAAAGUUCCCCGUGAAGUUCAAAUGACUAGGAUAUCCCGACGGUGAGCUGACCAUCGGACUUUCUCCCUUGCGCGCCUUCGUCCCCAGCCUGGAUGAUGGAGUUGGAGAGCCGCUGGCGGCGCCUGUUCAGGCUGCUCGUCCUGCUCUACUUCUUGACUCUCCGCAGCUCGGCCAUCGAGACCGUGAAUGUGGUGGACUUCUGUGGCCAGAUGAUCCGGGGUGACGGCAUGAUCGUCAACUCGCACCAGGAAUCCAAGAAGUACUACUUUGUGACCAUGGGGACCGACUGCCACCUCACCAUGCAGGCCAGCUCUCCUAAAGACAAAGUCCAGUUCCACUUCCGAUUCUUCCUGGUCUACAGUUUGCUGCGAGUAGCCCCUCUGAGCCCAGCGCCUCUCUUCCCAGAGUCCCCUCGUGACCCUGCCUCCCUCAACCCGAGACUGGAGCCCACCUCUGGUGAAAGCCCGGCGGACCCGUGUCACGCCGGCUCUUACGUUCAGUUCUAUGAUGGACGGGACAGGAGCUCCCCUCCCCUCGGGCCUCCUCUUUGUGGGAAGAGCCCGCCCCGGCCAGUGCUGUCCACAGGAAACUACCUUACCCUGAGGCUGGUGACCCGGGGGACUCAGCCCAGAGUUGACUUUGUAGGGGACUUCACCUCCUUCAGACUGGGUUUCAACCAAUCAGACUGCACCACUGAGCCCUACUUCACCUGCAGGAAUGGGAAGUGUAUCCCUGUCAGUCUGGUGUGUGAUGAUAAAGGCAUUGACAACUGUGGGGAUGGAAGUGACCUGGAGGAAAACCUGACCACCGGCUGCAAAGCAGGUCAGCUUUUACCUCCUGAACCUCCACCACCAAUGGCAACCCCACCCCCACCUUUUGUCAAUCCACCCACAGUGCCACUUCCUACACAUAUGAACUGUGGCAUGCCAGACAGUGCUCCCAGCCAUGAGUCAGCAACAGACUCUCCUGCCUCCCUGUCCCUGUUGGUUCUCUACAUCAUCUUGGCUGUGGUGGCGGUUGGCGUGGUGCUGUGCUGGUGCUGCUGGUCACCUGGUUGGUUCCUGUGGCGUGUCAGCAUCUGUCGCUUCUUACCCUGCUGCAACUACGCCUGCGCCUCCUGCCAGCUCUGCACCCACAGCUGCAUCCACAGCAAGGAGCACCGACUGUCAAAAGUCACGCCACACACACCUGUCAAUGGCACCCCGACUGGCACAGCAGCCACCAAUAACAGUGCUGAUGAAAAUGUUAGCACGGCGGCUGUUUAGAGCAGAAGGACUGUCUGGUUGAUCAGUUUUGACACACAAAGACAUGGAUACACUGAUGCUGAGCUGUAAUCAGUGGUAAACAUGAACAGUUAUUGCAAUUGGCAGUUUAAAAUAACCAAGAAUCUUUUUAGUUCAGGUUGAACUGGAAUGAGCAGAGCUAAAGGGUAUUGGUUAAAAUGUGGUUUGUGUCUUUUAAAUGUGAUGAUGCAGCUGAUAACGCUGGUGUGUUUAUGUUGUCAUAAGAAGGUAAAGCAGGGUACUGUAUGACUAUGGAUUGUAUGAACGUAUGAAUGUAUCUGAAAGGACAGGACUGAGGGUUCUUGAAAUCACUUGAGAAACAUUGUUGUUCACAGCAUGCUUUAACUGUUUUGAAGUUUUCUCUUACAUGUAUGUAUUAAUGAUGGAAGCACAUUCUGUUAAAGAGACCUUUUAUGAAGUUUGAGAAGUGCACCCUUUAAAACAUGGCCAGAAAAGAUGAUGGAGUGUAAAGUUGUUAGUGUGAACAUUUUCUAGUCAUAUAUUUGUUUGUUUCUUAUAAACGUGCUUUUCUGCUCUAUCCUAGAAGUAACAAUUUAGUUGCACCCUGAAACUACACUUCCAGUCCACAGCUUCGACCAACAGUCCGUCAUGGACACAUGAGAAGGAAACAGCCCCAGAAUUACAAAGUCAGCCACCUGGUGAUAACAUCUGUUCUCCCCAGGAGAAAUUCCUUCAAACUUUCAACUCUCCCCCCAGCACUGCACUGUUGUUCCACAUACUGUAUAAGGCAAUGUGAAGUUUGGACAAUGGAGCAAAAAAGUCAUCCGGUAUCUAGCAGUUGAAACUUUUUGGUAAAUAAGUAUGAGCUUCUGACAUUGCUAUUGUGUGCACAAAAUAAACAUGUAUAAGCUAUAACAGAAAUUCAUGCAAAUUAAUCAACUUCAAUCCAUAAAUGAUUGUCAGGUCAAAUGUAUAGAUAAAACUUUAGAAGGGGA
Xiphias gladius (swordfish) is the source of this 2312-nucleotide messenger RNA. RefSeq names its product low density lipoprotein receptor class A domain containing 2 (gene ldlrad2). NCBI's taxonomy places the organism in Eukaryota, Metazoa, Chordata, Actinopteri, Istiophoriformes, Xiphiidae. The coding region runs from base 166 to 1338 and encodes 390 amino acids. The record is from RefSeq and is a predicted model, not a curated record. Gene Ontology annotation, molecular function: protein binding. The transcript is spliced from 5 exons.